AUGCAGUUCGAGGAGCUAUGCCUGGUAUGUAAUGAUCUAUCAAGUGGAUAUCAUUAUGGAGUUCCAUCUUGUAAUGGAUGCAAAACGUUCUUCCGCCGAACAAUAAUGAAAAAACAGCUCUUCGUCUGUCAACACGAGAAAAAUUGUCCAGUUGACAAAAGUAUCCGAUGUGCGUGCCGUUUUUGUCGAUUCGAAAAAUGUAUUCAAGUUGGAAUGGAUAAAUCUGCACUACAAGCAUCAAGAGAUCGGAUUGGAUACACAAAAAGAACGAGAAAACCUAAAACGAAAGAUGUAUCAUUUAGUAGUUCAAGUGAAAUGUCUCCAGGAAGUUAUUUUGCUGAAUCUCCUGGAUAUGCUCAAAAAGCAUUUGAAACAUAUUGGAGCUAUGUAGUCAGUAGAGAAAAAGCAUCUAAUGAAAUGCGUCUGUCAGAUUAUCUACCAAAGAGAAGUUUGAAAGAAGCCCUGUGCUCAAAAAGUUUAUUAAAUGAUCCGAUAUUUUUAAGCAAGUAUGCUCUUCCAAGCUCCAAACAUACUUAUACAUCAUUGAGGUUUAUUACACAAACUGACUAUCAUUAUUGGCACGAGAGAGACUGGUUUGUGCUGACGGAAUAUGCAAAAACGUUUAAAAUUUUUGAAGCCCUUUCGUAUGCUGACAAGGCUGAAUUAGUACGGCACUCUGCAAUCACUUUACCAGCUUUAAACCAAGUUUACAACUCUCCAGACCAUGGGCUGGAUACUGUUGUAUUUCCAGAUGGAACAUAUUAUGAUAGAACACAUGAACCAACCAGACCUUCUGGAUUGAACAGGAAAAAAUAUCAGGUUCUUGAUUUAGUUUUGAAACCAUUCAGAGAAAUUGAUAUAAAUUUCAAUGAAUUUGCUGCGUUCAAAGCAAUCACGUUUUUGAAUCCAGACGCUGAUGUUUCUCUCCAAGCAAAGUUGGCAAUAAAUGAGGAACGAAUAUCUGUAACUAAACAACUUUAUGACUAUAUGGUGAGAAACGAUGGAAUUGAAAAAGCUAUAAAAAGAUUUAGCCGUCUAAUUCUCAUUGGAACUUCGAUGUCGAAAAUGGCUUGUGAAUCGAAAGAAGCUGUUUGGAUCGCUGAUUUCUUUGAAAAUAUUGGAUAUACUAGUUUUGCAAAAGAACUUUUCUUUGGCGAUUAUGAUUCAGAUGUAUAAAUUACUUGUGUGAAGACACGCCGCACCCAAAAAGCUACUUCGUAUUAAUAUACAAUUUUCGAAUACUAGAAAAUACGAUUCGGGAGGGAUUAAAAAUUCAAUAUUUUAACGAGAAAAUAUUAAUAAUGGAAUUUAUUACUCUAAAAUAUUUAUUCUUAAAGUUUCUAUCAAGAUU
Molecule: messenger RNA, 1351 nt
Organism: Caenorhabditis elegans
Lineage: Eukaryota; Metazoa; Nematoda; Chromadorea; Rhabditida; Rhabditidae
Gene: nhr-101
Product: Nuclear Hormone Receptor family
Exons: 9
Coding region: 1-1176 (391 amino acids)
Biological process (GO): intracellular receptor signaling pathway; DNA-templated transcription; regulation of DNA-templated transcription
Cellular component (GO): nucleus
Molecular function (GO): DNA binding; sequence-specific DNA binding; DNA-binding transcription factor activity
Source: RefSeq, marked reviewed